AUGAUCUCUACAGGCAUGCGUGAAACAGAAAUCAUCAGCGGUCCCGGAGGCCUCCUUUCAAUUGCAAGGGCCCCCCAAGGGGCCCCCUUAGGGGCCCCCCAAGGGGCCCUCUUAGGGGCCCCAGAAGGGGCCCCCCUAGGGGCCUCAGAAGGGGCCCCCCUAGGGGCCCCCCAGGGGGCCCCCACAUUGGGGGCCUCCUCAGGGACCAGCUUAGGGGCCCCUGAAGGGGCCUCUUCCUUGGGGGCCCCCAGAGAAUGCUGCGGGUGUACAGGGGGCCCCCCUUGUUCUGCUUCAUGUUGUGCAUGCUCUGAUGCAUGCAGUGCAUGCAAGGAGAAGGAAGGAGGUGGUGUUGGUGUAGAUAAAGAAGAAAAAGAAGGCGGAGACAGCGAUCUAGCAAAGAAGACAAGAGAGUUUUUGAGUAUUGAUUACUCAGGUGUAUCUGCAGCUCUAAAUAGAUUUCGCUAUGACCCAAGACUCGCAGUAGCACUUCGUCUGCCUUCUUCUUCUUCUGUCUCUUCACCUCUCUACUCUCCUGCUGCUCUCCAGCAGCAGCAGCAGCAGCAGCAGCAACAUGCAGCAGCAGCAGAACAGCAGCAACUACAACAGCUCUUGCCUCCACCGCCUCCUCCUCUGAAUUUAAAGCGUCUCUCCUGCUCUGUAGACACCAUCCUCGCAGCCCACGAACAGCAGGCCCUCCAGGUGCGUCUUCUCAAGGGGCCCCCUCAGGAGCCUUCUUAG
Eimeria acervulina is the source of this 738-nucleotide messenger RNA. RefSeq lists its product as hypothetical. Lineage: Eukaryota; Apicomplexa; Conoidasida; Eucoccidiorida; Eimeriidae. The record is from RefSeq and is a predicted model, not a curated record. Bases 1 to 738 code for a protein of 245 amino acids. The transcript has a single exon.